Messenger RNA from Tupaia belangeri chinensis (Chinese tree shrew), 1427 nucleotides. It is a transcript of the gene RABGGTB, whose product is annotated as Rab geranylgeranyltransferase subunit beta. Bases 73 to 1068 code for a protein of 331 amino acids. Gene Ontology annotation, biological process: protein geranylgeranylation. The record is from RefSeq and is a predicted model, not a curated record. Gene Ontology annotation, molecular function: Rab geranylgeranyltransferase activity. The transcript has 9 exons. Gene Ontology annotation, cellular component: Rab-protein geranylgeranyltransferase complex. NCBI's taxonomy places the organism in Eukaryota, Metazoa, Chordata, Mammalia, Scandentia, Tupaiidae.
CGCUGUUGCGCAGGCGCGCGACUACAAAGUCUACUCAGGAACUGGCAAAGAUCUUUCUUUCGGCUCUCAGACAUGGGCACACAGCAGAAGGAUGUUGUUAUCAAGGCAGAUGCACCAGACACUCUGUUAUUGGAGAAACAUGCUGAUUAUAUUGCAUCCUAUGGCUCAAAGAAAGAUGAUUAUGAGUACUGUAUGUCUGAGUAUUUGAGAAUGAGUGGCAUCUACUGGGGUCUGACAGUAAUGGAUCUCAUGGGACAACUUCAUCGCAUGAAUAGAGAAGAAAUUCUAGCGUUUAUUAAGUCAUGCCAACAUGAAUGUGGUGGAAUAAGUGCUAGUAUUGGACACGAUCCUCAUCUUCUAUACACACUCAGUGCUGUCCAGAUUCUUACUCUAUAUGAUAGUAUCAAUGUUAUUGACAUAAAUAAAGUUGUGGAAUAUGUUCAAAGUCUGCAGAAAGAAGAUGGUUCUUUUGCUGGAGACAUUUGGGGAGAAAUUGAUACAAGAUUCUCUUUUUGUGCGGUGGCGACUUUGGCUCUAUUGGGGAAACUUGAUGCUAUCAAUGUGGAAAAGGCAAUUGAAUUUGUUUUAUCCUGUAUGAACUUUGAUGGUGGAUUUGGUUGCAGACCAGGUUCUGAAUCUCAUGCUGGGCAGAUCUAUUGUUGCACAGGAUUCCUGGCUAUUACUAGUCAGUUGCAUCAAGUAAAUUCUGAUUUACUUGGUUGGUGGCUUUGUGAACGACAGUUACCUUCAGGUGGACUCAAUGGACGACCAGAAAAGUUACCAGAUGUAUGCUAUUCAUGGUGGGUUUUGGCCUCCCUAAAGAUAAUUGGAAGGCUGCAUUGGAUUGAUAAAGAAAAAUUGCGUAGUUUCAUCUUAGCAUGUCAAGAUGAAGAAACGGGGGGAUUUGCAGACAGACCAGGAGAUAUGGUGGAUCCUUUUCAUACGUUAUUUGGAAUUGCUGGAUUGUCACUUUUGGGAGAAGAACAGAUUAAACCUGUUAGUCCUGUUUUUUGCAUGCCUGAAGAAGUGCUUCGAAGGGUGAAUGUUCAGCCUGAACUAGUGAGCUAGAGUCAUUGAUGCAGCAGUUGCUGAGUGUGGUUUUGGCAUCUCAACAUUUCUGUAUUUGAAGUGCUUACUGAAUUUUAAAAUGACUACUGUUAAUAUUUUGUACUGUAUAUUAUUGUGUUAAUUUUAAUAAAUUAUAUAAUUAUACAUAUUGUAAAGUAAGUAUUAUUUCUUGGCUUUAGACUUUCUUUAGAAAUGCUGUUAAUCUGAGUUCUGCUUGAUCUUGUGUUUGUGUACACUUAACAUGUUCUUUAACAAUAGUUAUUUAAACUGUUUUGUUGUCAUUAAGUGAUAAAAAUGGGUAAGCACCAUAUAUGAAUUAAACAAUGCACAAAAUAAAUGACUUUGUAAUUUGGGAGUAA